AUGGGAGCGGAAGAAGAAUCGGUGGAGCAGGCGGCAGCAGCCCGCCGCGAGAGGUUGAGAGCCCUCCGAGCCGCUAAAGAGCUUCUGAGUACUCCCGACGAGGAAUCUGCUGCGGCGGCUGGGAAUGUUUCUGACCGUAGGGUUCUGGUGCAGAAGGAGACUGGCGAUGGAGAUGAUCGAGAGGGUGAUCUCGACGAACCCAAUGGAAAGCGGUGAGCUCGAGUUUCUCUGCUUUUGUUCUUUUUUUCUUUGUCACUUUUUUACCGCAUUUGGUUGGAAAAUUUGCUUUCUUGUGGCAUGUGAGGGGACGCGUUCUCUCGAUGAGUUCGUUAUCGUAGUUCCCGCUCUUGCAGCCUCACGUUGUUGAUGAAUCCUCGAACUGCUGCCGACGUCUUUCUUAUAGAGAUGUUUUAUUUGCUUGCUGUCCAAGUGCUAGGUAUCUUUGCCUGGCAAGAGUAAGAAUGACUCGUCACAAGUAGAUAGUGAAUGAGCGAGUGAGAGGAGAGAGAUAUUUUUCAUGAUGCCAAUAUCUCCAGGCAUCGAUUAGGGCAUGGGUUUUCAGUUUACAGAGUAUUGAUUUGUCGUGCUGCCUUUCUGAUCCUCUUGACAACUAAAAUGCUACCUUCUAGAUCAAGGUGGCCCACUCCAUUUGGCCAAAAAAUGGAUUGUACAAAAUUUUGCGAAAUACACUGAGAAUGACUGAGUCACUGUAGUAAUCGCUCUUGAUUCACAUUGCGUUUCGUUGCUUAUAUCGCAACCCUUCUACUUUAACAUGACAUGCUGCUUAUUCUCUACGCUUUUUUUCAUAUUAGCUCAUAGUGUAAAUGGUGAGAUUUUCGUCGAACGAAGUCCAGAGGUUAUAGUGGUCAUGAUUGUCUUUGUUUCGUAGAGUUGAUUGGUUCUGCCUUUUGUCAAGAAGGCGUCAACUGUUUUUUGUUUAAACUAUUACCGUCUUUUCAAUUGGCAUAAGUUCAUAAUAUUUUAUUAUAUAAUGCAAUAGGGUGAUCAGUGAUGAAGGUACAGCUUCACAAACUGCUGUUGUUGCUCAUUCUGAGCGGUUAAGAACUCUUAAAGAUGAAAAAGAACUUCCAAGUGCACCAGACGAUCUUGUGGAAGUUUCUGAAGACGUUGAAGAAGAGAAGUGAGUAUUAUACUUGUGCUUUCUCAUUUGUUCUUUUUUUCCGUUAUUUGGGUAAAGGGUAUGGAUAAGCCCCUUGAAUUAUGGAUAAACGCUUCUUUUUCACUUGCUCCUUCAAGUCUCCACAAAUUAUACUUGUCUCAGUAUUUUGUUCCUCAGUUAGCUUUCUGUUAACUAUGAGGAAUGUUCGAAAAAGAUGAUCAUACAGUUUAAAUAUCUGCGUCCACUUUUCUUGGAACAUAAUAAUACACCCUCAGUGGGAAAAGAGAGAACUUUUUUUGGUGCUGUGUUCAAUGGUGGAGAGAGAGAGAGAGCGGGUUAGAUAUUUUUGGAGAGGAAAUGUGACUGUUGCUAUUGGGGGAAGGUAAUUUUUGGUUGGAAGAUAUGGUAUUCUUAUAAUUAGUCUAGAUCCACCACCUUCGUCCAUGAUAUACUGAGUUAUCUCUAACAAGCAUAUAUUUUAUUGUACCUUAAGAGUCAAGUACAAAGAGAGGUGUUCUCCAUGAUUCAAAAGGACUUUGGGGAGGUUAAACUAAGUUAACCUUGAUUAGCAGGAUUUUCUCCAUUUUUACCUGAGCUUUUAUAUGCAAUUGACUCUAACUUUUCUUGGUUUCACCGGUUAGAAAUAAAACUUGAAGAUUGGGACUUCAUUUCUGUCAUUUCAUGUGUAUGGUUACAAUUACUUACGCUCUCAGUGUGCCUAUGAUGUCGCACCGUGUGAAUUUUUAGCUAGCGUAUAUCAUCUUACUUUUUCUUUAUUUAACCAGUUAAUUGAGUUUAUUUAUGCCCUUGAUAUAAGUGUGUGAGUGUGUGGAUGGAGAGAGAGAGAGAGAGAAGAAAAAGACGUGUGCUUUCAACACAAGAGAUACUCUGUGGAAUAUUCAUUAUCGUCAUUUUUUGAAAAAAACCUUUGAAAAAUUGUGGAGCUUUUAUAGGAAUUCCAUGCACUAGUCAGAAUCCGUACAUCUUGGAAAUAGAUGUUUCUCCCAGUGGAUCAAAAGCAAUGGGUUUUGUCAAACCAGGAUCUCGAUCUUCUUCUUGAUCUUCUUGAUCAGGUCUUCACCCUCCCCUCUCACUGUAGCCACCCAGAAAUCCCUUUAGAGUAGAUUUCCGAAAAGUCAUUAUUCAAUUAACCUCUACGCCGGUUUAAAUACCGGUUACAUCUAUAGUGGGCCAAGCCCUCUUAUUUUGACGAAAGAAAGGAGCCCAUUAAGUAGUCCAUAACUGACUUACUUAAGGGUCCAAAUAGAAAAGAGGCACUACAUAAGGAAAAACACACAUAAAAAAAUCCUAGCUUGUCUGACAGGUUUGAUGGAUUUGAAGUUGGGAAACGGCCUCUGUGAAUUUUAUUUUUUUGGAGAGAGUCGUUCAAUUGAGUUGGACAGGUUUAUGUUUCUGGUAACUUUUACCAAGAGCUUUGGGGGUCAAAAGGCCAUUCUAAGUGAAUGCCCAUCUCAACUUGUUUACUUGAGUAAAGUCAACUGUUUGAAAUUCUGGAUUCUAUGCUGAGGUUUUGGAAAAAGUAGUACAGAUAGGUUAAAACAAGGAUCGAUGCACCAUGAAAGUAGUAUCUUACCUUCUGUAAACUCAAAUGAGGAGAAAACGCAAAGGGAGUAGAACGAGAAUAUUGUGAAAAAAAGUUUAUAGAAUUAGAAGGCCUUAUUGGUUGUUGAAGAAAACAGAAGAUCUUGGGGAAGACCAAGGGAUCCUCACUGCUGAAGACUGACAAAAGAUGAACUAGUCUGACGAAGAAGUGAAAAAGAAAAUUAGGAAAUCAAUUUAAAGUAUCAUUAAAAAAAAAAGCUUGAAAAAACGUCAAAUGCAAGCUUUGUUUUUUUCAUUUCGUGAUUUCUACCAAGAGAAGAAAUAAAAAGAUCAACCACGUCAAUGUGGGUACCCCAUGAGAUUGAAGACAAGGAGGUGCAAAUCAACAGCAUCGAGGUCAAGCAUGUUUACAGCUUGUACAUGGUCGAGCAUGAUACCCCAUGGCAAUAGGUCCUACGCAAGUGGAACUUUUGAAUGCUGGAUGGACAUGGAAGAGUUGGAAUGGUACAGAGAAACGGCUGGAACAGGGCUUAGGAUUGGCAAAUGCAGCACAUGGAUCUCAAUCUCCCCCCUGUUGAGGCACAAGAACACUUUUUAAAAAUGAACUUUAUGGAAUGGUUCUUCCUCGCCAUGUCUCCAGUAGAAGUUCCUUUUGAUCCUCCAUUCCAAUUGACAAGUACCAUCUUUUUCCUGAAACUUUUAUAAGAAUGGGGCAUGAAAGAGGGUGAGGGUCUAUACCGGUGCAAACCAAACUGUCACCCAAAGUCUCUCUGUAGUCUCCAUGUUGCAAUUUCGAGGCACCAUAUGUGGACAGGAUGUGACAAGAAGAUGAAUGUGCAGACUGCUAUAAGGAAAAGCAUGUCGCAGAGAGAAACAAGUGGGUAUCGAUACCAUUAAUUUGGCUUUUAUAUGGCUGAUGCCAACAGGCACGGUCAGGCAGUAAUUAGGUAUGUAUCUAUUUUAUGUAAGAACCUUGGAUUGUUCCUAUGCAAAACAAUUCAGGCAUGAAUUGGCUGAUUCUGCCAAACUAGGCUGAUCUCGACUGCCAACACGAAGAAGGAUCUAUUUCCGAUUGAGAAGCUUUCCACAAUUCAAGUCCAAUUAAGGAUGCACCAUACUUCUUGCCACUUCGGCUGGCGUGGCACAAUGUAUCCUCCGUCUUCCACCUUGUGCCCAUCUGUGAGGUCCGAGCAUAUCACUCACAAUAUCACUAUAUGGAACCAGUGAAGCCUAAAGCGAGAAAAUCCCAUACUAUUAAUAAUUUCCUCUCCAUGUAGGCGAGAACAUUUCCAAGAACAAUUUUAUUCCGCUUCCUUUUCCCAUUAAAAAUCCAUAUAAUUUUUGAUUCGUGCAUCGAGUGGUUUUGCCUUUAGGGUUUGCUAAUUGAUAUUUUCUAUUGAUAUGUGCAUCGGGUCUACGUAGAACUGUGAAGGCUGGCAUAAGAAUGAAUGCCUAUAUUUACCUAACAGGACUGGCAGAACCCCCCCUUCUAUACAGUGUUCAGUCAAGUCCCUAAUCACAGAAUGACCGUACCUGUACAUGGUCGCAGGAUGAACGUGAAGUUCAGGAACUAUGUCCCUCUUGACAAACGACUUCAAGAGCACAAGCUAGCUCCACCAGCCUUACCAAAGUUUGAAGACCCAGUAGCUCCUGUUGCCGAACCUGAGAAAAUCGAGGUGAUCGUUGGUCGUCAAUGAUCUAAAUACUUUCUAAAGACGAGCCUAUUUCCUUUCCGUUCUCAGAAAUUUUUCUUCUUACUGUUCUUUAUGUUUCCAUGGGAAAGCAGGAUCCAUUUGUAAAUAUUGCCCCCAAGAAGCCAAAUUGGGAUCUCCGCCGAGAUGUGCAGAAGAGGCUCGAUAAGCUCGAGAGGCGCACUCAGAAAGCCCUUUACGAGCUUUAUAGUCAGUACCCAGACCAUUUCCAUUUAUUUUUCCCUUUUUUCUUUGUAAUUCACCAACUAAUAAUUUGUUCUUGCUACAGUGGAACAAGAGGAGAGGCACGUAUUGGAGGGUAAUGGUGAACUACCCCCCCAGGAUUAG
This is a messenger RNA of Spirodela intermedia, 4722 nucleotides long. Lineage: Eukaryota; Viridiplantae; Streptophyta; Magnoliopsida; Alismatales; Araceae. The record is from the annotation of a GenBank genome assembly.